This is a messenger RNA of Eublepharis macularius, 2075 nucleotides long. RefSeq names its product solute carrier family 25 member 43 (gene SLC25A43). The record is from RefSeq and is a predicted model, not a curated record. NCBI's taxonomy places the organism in Eukaryota, Metazoa, Chordata, Lepidosauria, Squamata, Eublepharidae. The transcript has 5 exons. Gene Ontology annotation, biological process: transmembrane transport. The coding region runs from base 110 to 1108 and encodes 332 amino acids.
GCUAGCACCGCCUCCGACGGCGGCGCGCACAGUGGGUGAGCAGCGCCGUGCGCUUUCCGCGCCAGUCGCCCGGCCUCGGCGGGCAUGGUGCAGCCGCCGGCGGGUUGGCAUGGCGACUUGGAAACGGGACAGCCGGCUGACCGCGCUGCAGCGCCUGGGCUGCGCCGGAGUGGCCGGGGCGAUGAGCCUCAGCGUGACGGCGCCGCUGGAGGUGCUCACAGUCCUGGCCCAAGUAGGCACUCACCACUCCCGAGGAGGGCUCGGGCAGACGGGGCGCAGCCUGUGCCGGGCGGAAGGGAUCGGGGCGCUUUGGAAGGGCAACCUCACUGCCUGCUUCCGUCUCUUUCCCUACAGCGUCCUGCAACUCGCCUCCUACCGCAGGUUUGUCAUGCUGUUUGUGGAUGACUUGGGCCAUAUCUCCCAGUGGAGCUCGAUCAUGGCAGGUAGCCUCGCUGGCAUGGUGGCAGCUGUUGCAACUUACCCAACCGAGGUCAUAAAAACACGGCUCAUUGUGCAGGACCGAUUGAAGCCUUCCUACAAAGGAAUUCUUCAUGCUCUGUAUCUGAUUUACCAUCAGGAAGGAGCUGUUGCACUUUAUCGUGGAGUUUCUCUGUCUAUAUUAGGGGCUAUCCCAUUUUCCAUUGGCUCCUUCCUUGUUUACACCCAUCUGGAUAAAAUCUGGGGUGAGCCCAGCCUCCGCUUCACUCCAAUGCAAAGCUUCAUCAACGGUUGUUUGGCAGCUGGCGUUGCACAGACCCUUUCUUUCCCCUUUGAAACAGUCAAGAGGAAAAUGCAGGCCCAGAGUCCUUGCCUCCCUCAGUGUGGAGGUGUAGAUGUCCAUUUUGCUGGCUUGGUAGACUGUUUUAAGCAGACGGUGAAGACUAAGGGAGUGCUUGCCCUUUGGAACGGACUCACUGCCAACUUGCUCAGGGUUGUCCCUUAUUUUGGGGUUAUGUUCAGCACUUUUGAAUUCUGCAAGCGGGUUUGCCUGUAUCAAAAUGGUUACAUUGAUUCGCCUUUAAGCUACAAGCUAACACCAGGUGUGGACCAGAGUUUACAACCCCGAGAGCUGCAAGAAUUAAAGCUUCUUGGAAGAAGAAACGUUUAAGUCCAGAAAAGCAUUCUCUGGAACUUUGGCUGAGGCAAAAUGGACGCUGGUUUAUGACCAGUCUUCAGUGGGGAGCAGAAAGGAAGAUCCUGCUACUGAAUUAAUGACACUGGCUUAAAACCACUUCUUUUUGUAAAACUAGACAACUGGUUCCACAACCAGUGAUCCAGCUGCUCAACAAUCCAGAUGCUGCUCAACAGCCACAAAUCAUGGCCUGCCAGGAGCUGGGCUCACUCCCGCUUCUGUCCUUACAGUCCCAACUAGGAGGCUAAAAUGAAGGGUUGUAAAUCUCUGACUGGCAAUAGUAUGUGGCUGCUGGCCUGUAUUCAGUUGCAUAGAGUAUGCAGAUCAUUGUGCAUAUUGUGUACCUGUUGUCAUAAAAGGUGCAUCAGUCUUACCUGAAGAAAAAGCCAGGUCUAAAGGUUGUUUCUAGAAACAUUAGAACAGGAAAUCAAGUAUUUAUUACCUUGCCUUGAAAAUAAAACUGUUAAUUAAAAAAUGUUAUUUAAAAAAAAAAGCACACACAAAGGAUAACAAAAAACAAAACCUGCAAAUGUGUUUGGAACUUCCUAUCUCUGAGAACAUCGUGUCCAAAUUAAAAACAAUUUUACAAAUGUUGAUUUUUAAAGGCUGAAUACGUUUGUUUUUUUUGGGGGGGGAUGCUGUAAUUUUAAAUGCAUUGCAAAGAGCAGGAAACUUGCUUGUUGCAGCUUUCUGGAUUUUAAAUUUAGGACUUUCAAAAUGAGAGACUGUGCAUUUUCAAUUAAAAUACUGAAAUGUACAAUAAAAGAAUUCCAUUUCCCUCUGGUGUGUGCAACAUUUGUGCACAUGUAUCCAUGAUUCAGUAUAAAGAAAAAAUGUAACUUUGUAUACUUCUAUCAUUCAGUUUGUGAGUAUGUGUAAUGUUGUCAACAAAUGCACUUCCAGUCCUUGUAAUACAUUUUGCAUUUUAUUUUGGUAUUAAAUG